UCCCCUGACAGUGUCAAGGUGCAAAAAAUAAAAAUACAGACGCGCCGCGCCUUGCCUUGCCUCACUUUGUUUUUUCCUCCUUCUUGCUUGUCACCAGUCAACUUAAUACGUCGAAGCGUUUCUUGGACGAGGGACUAAUGGGUCUUUUCUCUAUGCAGCAUCACCCCCACCAUCAGCCCCAGGGUCACGCACCUUCACAGCAGCAGCAGCAACAUCUGCAGCAGCACCAGCAACAUCCUCGACCCUCGAGCGUUGUUCAUCAACAGCAUCAUCCCCAGGCCCAGUCGCAGCAGCAUCCCUCCUACGCUUCCGCCGGACAUCCAAUUGCUCCCGCCUACCAGCAGCAGCAGAGCCAGCCCACCAACGCCCAGCAGCACUCCCAGGACGGUCUUCCUUACUACGCCCACCCGAGUCCCUACAGCACCCCAGGCGCGACAAGCGGAUACACAUCCGCUGAUCAAUCCGACAUGAUGGCCGCCGCUCAAAUGCCGAGACCACCUUAUCCUCCCAUGUCCUACCACACACCGCAGUCGAACUCGCCCGCGUCGGUAGCCUCGCCUUCUCAACAUGACCAGCACAGAAGCAUCUACGGCCAGCCGCCGUCCCAACCUCUCCAGCAGCACAUGUACUACCAGACGCCGCAAGCCCACUACCCGUCGAUGCAGGCGCAACCUCAACAGUCUCCCUACGCGCAACAUGCCGCCCAGACGCACCAGUCCAUGUCUUCGCAGCCCAACAUGAUGAUGUCUGCGCAGUCCCAGCAGCAGCAGCAGCAGCAGCAACACAUGCCCCAGCACCAGGCGCAACAACACCAGGCCCAGAUGACCAACAGCCCGCGCGGCCAGAUGAAGACGGAGCCCCAGGUGCCGCUGCAGCUUCAGAAGCCCCAGACGACUCCCAUGCAACACCAACAGCACCCCCAGAAUGGCGCUGCCCUGAACACGCCUACAGGAUCGACUCCUGGCGGUGUCAACCCCAACGCGGCACCCGGUCCCAUCCCGGCCACUACGCCCUUGGUCGUCAGACAAGAUCAGAACGGGGUUCAAUGGAUCGCGUUUGAGUACUCUCGCGACCGCGUCAAGAUGGAGUACACCAUCCGCUGCGACGUUGAGUCGGUCAACACGGACGAGCUCUCUGCUGAGUUCAAGACGGAGAACUGCGUUUACCCUAGAGCCUGCUGCCCCAAGGACCAAUACCGAGGCAACCGCCAAGUAUACGAGACCGAGUGCAACACGGUCGGAUGGGCUCUUGCCCAGCUGAACCCUCCUCUGCGCGGCAAGAGAGGUCUUAUCCAGCGCGCCGUGGAUAGCUGGCGCAACAGCAACCAAGACCCCCGGCUCCGAAGCCGAAGAGUGCGCCGAAUGGCUAAGAUGAACACUCGCAAAUCGGUUCAGGGCGGUCCUCACCCCGGCCACAUGGGCGGCCCCAGUCCGCCAGGGAUGCCUCAAGGUGCGGGUGGCAUGGGCCCCGCGGGUGCAUCAGCCAAGAUGCCUGGAAUGAACAUGGGUCAUAUGCCGCACACCAACGCUCCGGGUGGAGGGGAUGAAGUCGGUAUGUUUCACCAGAUGUGAUUAAGAAGCCCUCCGCAUCUGCAGCGUUUGCGAGCCCAGUCGUUGUUUGUUGUUGAUUGUCGUUGCAUCGCACAUACACACUGCCCGGCACAACCCCCAAAGAUCGUUGAUUAUGUGAUACCUUUCCCCCCU
This is a messenger RNA of Colletotrichum phormii, 1703 nucleotides long. RefSeq lists its product as uncharacterized. Lineage: Eukaryota; Fungi; Ascomycota; Sordariomycetes; Glomerellales; Glomerellaceae. The coding region runs from base 138 to 1571 and encodes 477 amino acids. The record is from RefSeq and is a predicted model, not a curated record. The transcript is spliced from 2 exons.